UAAGAUUUACGCGGCAAAUACAUUGACUAUAAGCAUCGUGAUAAAUGAAAGGAGAGGGGGACCCUCAAUAAUACGACAAAGCUGUUCUUCAUUCAAACUGCCUAUGCCUAUAGUAUUCAGCCGGUUGCGAAGCAACAUAGUCGUAAUAUUUGAUCGAUAUAUUAUUUUUUUAUUUUUGCACCUUUACCAGAAUAUUAUUUGUCUUCUAGUGAGAUUAUACAUUCACAUGCAAAUUAUAUUCAGGAGUGAAUCAUUCAAAAUAUUCGUGGAGAAUAUUUUCAAAAGUCAUCAACAAAACAAAUAUAAAAAUGUUUUCAUAUUUUUUUUAAAAGCAAAUAUUUUAUUCGCUUAACACAAAAUAUAAUAAAUAUGUUCAAUUUUUAAAUAUUUUGCAAAAAAAAAAAAUUUCAAAACUGAAAUAUUUGAAAAGAAAAGAAGAAAAAGAAAUUAUUUUCAAAAUUUUCAUUCUUCAUAAGAAUUUUUUAUGUUUAAAAAGUAGAUCGAAAAAUUGAGAUCUCGGAAAAAUAAAGAAGUAAAAGUAAUAAAAAUUCAAAUAUGUCGUUUGUAAAUAAAAUUGGAAAAACAUCGUCAGAAGUUUUCAACGAUUUUGACAAAAAUAAGGACGGCAGUUUGGAUUUUAGUGAAUUUCGAAAUCUAUGUAUACAAUUAUUUGGUGCUGAAGAAGUUGAGGAAAAUGAGGGCAGAAUUCAAAAUGUUUUUGAAAUUUUCGAUAUCAAUCGAGAUGGAUUUUUAAAUGGCGAAGAAUGGAACAGGUGUUACGAUGAAUGGAUACAAGUGAUAAUGAAUCCGGUAAAUGUUUUACUCGUUGUAGAUGUACAAAAUGAUUUUAUACAAGGAAGUUUGGGACUUUCAAAAUGUGGCGAAGGCGAACAUGGAGAAGAAGUAAUUGAACCAAUUAAUCGACUUAUAAAGGAAGGUGUUUGGAAAACAAUUGUCUACACUCAAGAUUGGCACCCGAAAAAUCACAUAGGCUUUUUUGACAAUUUACCUCUACGACAACUUCAUCCGGCUUCGAAGGUAACUAAGGAAAAGGCGAAACUUUUUGAUACCGUAUUGUUCCUGGAACCAAAACUCGAGCAAAGAUUGUGGCCUGUUCAUUGUAUUAUGGAUUCUUGGGGAUCACAAUUACACGAACGUCUAUUUAUCGCUCCAGAUUCAAAACAGGUUCGGAAGGGUCAACAUCCGGAUAUGGAAUCCUACUCGGCUUUUUACGAUAACAACUCGACAAAUUCAACAGAAUUAUUGGACAUGCUUCGUGAAUAUAAUGUCACCGAUGUGUAUGUUUGCGGCUUGGCGUACGAUAUUUGUGUUCGUGCAACUUGCUUAGACGGUCUAAAAUUAGGGUACCGAUUAGCCAUUAUCGAAGACUGUUGUCGGGGAGUUAGUCGAAAUGACAUUGUAAAAGCACGUGAGGAAAUAUCGGAUAAAGGUGGAUUAAUUACAGACAGCAAUCAAGUUCUCUCUCUCGUCAGAGAUAAAAAACGAAGCUUAAUAAUGGCUCAUCAAGGCGCUGUCGCUUUAGCAAAAAAAUAUAAUUCUGAAAUCAAGAAUUAAGAAAAAAGGAGUUUAUUUUUCCGAUGACUUAGCAAUGAAUUUAAAAUAGGCUUUCAAACUCCAGUAGAUAAUAGGGCGUAUUUUUAAUUAAGUCUUCUAAUUCUAAUUCUAAUUUUGUACAUUUAUUCUUUCAAAAUAUUUUCGUUUUUCAAGUUUUGUUAAAAAAAAAAUAAACAAAUAAAAUAAAAUUUAUUAUUAUAAAUUAAUAAAAAAUCAACUUAAAAAUUACGAAUGGUAAAUUUUGACAAAGAGCCAUUGAGAAAUAUAAGAAUGUAAAGAAACGGAAUUUCGAAAAAAAAUGGAAAUAUAGUUUUAUUUAUAUAUACAAA
Messenger RNA from Leptopilina heterotoma, 1904 nucleotides. Its product is annotated as nicotinamidase-like. The transcript is spliced from 4 exons. Lineage: Eukaryota; Metazoa; Arthropoda; Insecta; Hymenoptera; Figitidae. The record is from RefSeq and is a predicted model, not a curated record. Bases 556 to 1575 code for a protein of 339 amino acids. Gene Ontology annotation, molecular function: calcium ion binding.